CAGACCUGUUCAGUUUUUUUCUUGUAUGAGGCGGUAAUGAGAAAGAUAGUCUUUCUUGGUGCACACGGUGUUGGGUUAUAUUGGUUAUGUAAUGGCGUAUAGCAUGAGAUUCACGACGUUCUGCAUGGGCUGGGCGUUGUCUGGGAUGGCAAAAGGUUGCGGCAUGGUCAUUUAUCGAACAUUUCGUAUCAACUCAAAGGGUAAUGAUGGGGGUGGAAGAGGAGGUAAUACUCUCGAUUUUGUAGACAGCUUUCUACUUGUAGAAAUAUUCCUAUACCCCUUUACAAUGGCCAUCAACGCUCGAAAUACGAUUACCAACGCACCUCAUACGAGAAAAAAAAACUCAACGGCUCUGCAGACUACAUUAAGAUGAAAACAGGCGAAGUAGGUAACCUAACAUCGAUGUAGCCUCCAGGGUGUUCAGUUUUUUCUUAAGUUGACGUGAACGUGUGUUCGGGCUAGCCAAAAUUUGAUCAUAUCCACUCGGAAGA
Molecule: messenger RNA, 491 nt
Organism: Alternaria rosae
Lineage: Eukaryota; Fungi; Ascomycota; Dothideomycetes; Pleosporales; Pleosporaceae
Exons: 1
Coding region: 92-373 (93 amino acids)
Source: RefSeq, a predicted model, not a curated record